AUGCGUGAUCCGCGCCGCACCGGCCGUGGAGUCACGUGUCAGAGCGCGAGGCGUCUCCCGCGGGGGCGCUUCCUGUCACGGCUGCCUCCGCGGCCCGGGGGCCGCGGGAGGCCUGGGCGGUACCGGGCGGGAGAAGGCCCGGGUCGGUUUCGGAUCUGCCGCGAGAGCCUGUGUCUGGGUCCAGCACCGCUGCUCCCAGCCGGGUGUCCCCGGAGCCGCAGACUUGGCGGGUCUCGCCGACCCACUCACUUCGUGUCCCCCGUUCAGUUGACCACCCGCCGUACACCCAAGUCACUGAAAUCUGACGCCUUGGAGUCACUCUGA
Rangifer tarandus platyrhynchus (Svalbard reindeer) is the source of this 324-nucleotide messenger RNA. The record is from the annotation of a GenBank genome assembly. Lineage: Eukaryota; Metazoa; Chordata; Mammalia; Artiodactyla; Cervidae.